Molecule: messenger RNA, 1860 nt
Organism: Peronospora matthiolae
Lineage: Eukaryota; Oomycota; Peronosporomycetes; Peronosporales; Peronosporaceae
Source: the annotation of a GenBank genome assembly
AUGUUGGCACGGCAACUCCUUGCUUCCAGGCGCCCCCUCCGGUCCGUCGUGUUGCGUGUACCCGCCACGACACACGCGCGUUUCCUUUCUGCUCCCGUUUUUCCUGAGGACCAUGAGGAAGACGAGGAGGUCAUGAGUGGCGGCGAGCCCUCGGGUUCCGGAUACGAUACGCUUGACACGUACUUAAUGACACUUAAGAAGUACAACCCGCCGAUUAAAACGGGUCUGAAGGGACUCAAUUUGGUGCACGAUCCGCUGUACAACAAGGGCACCGGUUUUCCACACGUCGAACGGGACCGUCUUGGUUUACGUGGUCUGGUGCCGCCGCGUCGGCUGACGGUGAAAGCGCAGCUGACGAAGGUGUACGACACGUUCUCGCAAGAGAAGGACACGCUCAGCAAGAGCCGCUUCCUCACGGAUCUGCACGACCGUAAUGAGACACUCUUCUUUCGUCUCUUGAUCAAGCACAUGAAGGAAAUGGCCCCCAUUGUGUACACUCCGACGGUCGGGUUGGUGUGCCAGAAGUUCGGCCACUUGUUUCGCCGCCCACGUGGGAUGUUCUUCAGCACGCGUGAUCGCGGCCAAUUUGGCGCGAUGGUGCACAACUGGCCUUCUGAUGACGUGGAGGUGAUUGUAGUCACGGACGGCAGUCGUAUCUUGGGACUCGGUGAUCUUGGUGCGAACGGUAUGGGGAUACCCAUUGGGAAACUGGCACUGUACACGGCUGCUGGUGGCAUUGAUCCACGCAAGGUGCUUCCAGUGAUGCUUGACACGGGCACCAACAAUCAGAAGCUUCUCGAGGAUCCGUACUACCUUGGUGUGCAGCAGCCGCGUCUAACUGGCGAGGCUUUCUGGUCGAUGGUGGAUGAGUUCAUGCGUGCUGUGCGUCACCGGUGGCCUAAGGUGUUGGUGCAGUUUGAGGAUUUCUCAAGCGAGCACGCUGCAGACGUGCUGAAUGCGUACCGCCUCAAGCAGCUCUGCUUUAACGAUGAUAUCCAGGGAACGGGUGCUACAGUGCUGGCUGGCGCUUUGAGUGCGUGCGAGCGUGUGCAGAUUCCGUUAAAAGACCAGCGUAUAGUUAUUCUUGGUGCAGGAAGUGCAGGACUCGGUGUGGCUGCCACGCUGCUCCAGGGCAUGCUGCGUGAAGGCAUGACGGCGGAUGAAGCUCGCAAGCAGUUCUAUAUUCUCGACCAGUACGGGUUGCUAGGCGAGUCUCGCGAGAUGCUGAACUCGGGCCAGCAGUUCUUUUCGCGCAGCGAUAUUGCGGAUAAGACGAGUCUGGUCGACGUGAUUAAGCAGGCGAAACCCACGAUGCUCAUGGGUCUAAGUGCCGCUGCAGGUGCAUUUACGCAAGAGGCGGUCGAAGAAAUGGCGAAGCAUGCAAGGCAACCGAUCGUGUUCCCGCUCUCGAACCCCACCUCGGUGGCGGAGUGCACAGCCGAGCAGGCAUACGAGUGGACCAAGGGCAAGUGCGUCUUUGCCAGCGGCAGUCCAUUCCCGCCUGUCAUGUACGACGGUGUGCAGAACAUCAUCAGCCAGUGCAACAACAUGUUUAUCUUCCCGGGUGUCGGUCUUGCUGCGUCAGUGAUUCAAGCGACCCGCGUGACAGAUGGCAUGCUCUAUUCUGCUGCGAAGGCGUUGUCGCAGUGCAUGUCACCGGAAGAGAUCGCGAGUGGGCAGGUCUUCCCGUCUGUGGAGAACAUCCGUGACGUGUCGCUCAAGGUGGCCACAGCUGUCUGUGAGACUGCCCUUGAGGAAGACGUUGCCGGUCUUCGACCAACGAUCCGCCGCGGUGCAACACUCGAAGACUUCGUCGCUUCCAGGAUGUACUACCCGACGUACCAUGCGUUGGUCGAGUAA